AAUCGCUUUCUCUCUUUUCUUUAUAAUCUUUCACUGUUAGAUGCUGAUUGUUCCAUUCAAGCACUUACCACAAACAACCCUAUAAAGCCCUCUCUUUUUUCUUCUUCUUCGUCCAUUGGGUUUCAAUGGCGAAGUGCAUCAGUGCUUUACACGCAGUGGUUGUGCUUUUCUUCUGCUUCCUACAAACGCACCUUCACGUUGUCGCCAUUUUGGACCCAGCUGAUUUCUUAGCUCUGCAAUCCAUUCGUAAGGCUCUCGAGGACAUGCCAGGUUCUGAUUUCUUCGCUUCCUGGGAUUUCACCGCAGACCCUUGCAACUUUGCCGGCGUUUACUGCGAUUCCGAUAAGGUCAUCGCCCUCAACCUCGGCGACCCCAAGGCCGGUUCCCCGGGUCUCACUGGCCGCCUCGACGCAGCCAUCGGCAAGCUCUCUUCUCUCGCUGAGUUCACCAUCGUUCCCGGAAGAAUAUACGGUCGUCUACCCGAAUCUCUAUCCAAUUUGAAGAACCUGAGGUUCCUCGGCGUUAACCGAAACUUUAUCUCCGGCGAAAUUCCGGCAGGGUUAGGCGAGUUGCGCAACCUUCGAACCAUCGAUCUCAGCUACAACCAGCUCACCGGACGCAUUCCUCCCACGGUAGGAUCCUUACCGGAGCUAACGAACUUGAUCCUCUGCCACAACCGUCUCUCCGGUUCGGUUCCCCGGUUCCAGUCGCGAACACUAACCCGACUGGACCUGAAGCACAACGCUCUCUCCGGUUCGCUGGCUCCCAACUCUCUCCCUCCGUCUCUGCAGUACCUCUCUCUGUCGUGGAACCAACUCAGCGGGCCAAUGGACAAGCUUCUGGGCCGGUUGGAGCAGCUGAACUAUUUGGACCUAAGCCUGAACCAGUUCACGGGCCCAAUCCCGGGGCGAAUCUUUUCGUUCCCUUUGACGAGUCUCCAAUUAGAGAGGAACCAGUUUUCAGGAGCUGUGGAACCGGUGGAUCAGGUGACGAUCCCAACCGUUGAUCUGAGUUACAAUCGGUUAUCGGGUGAAAUAUCGGGCCUGUUGGCGAGCGUGCAGAACCUGUACCUGAACAACAACCGGUUCACGGGUCGGGUACCCGCUAGCUUCGUGGAGCGGUUGUUGGAUGCGAGCAUUCAGAUACUGUAUUUGCAACAUAACUAUCUAACGGGAAUUGAGAUAAGCCCAACGGCGGUGAUUCCAGAGAGAAGCUCGCUGUGUCUGCAGUAUAAUUGCAUGGUCCCGCCCGUAGAGACUCCCUGCCCUUUGAGGGCUGGCAAGCAGAAAUCACGCCCAACUCAGCAGUGCAACCAAUGGAGGCCCUGACCCAUACCCAUACCCAUACCCAUCACAUCAUAUAGAUAGGUUCCUUUUCCUAUUCCUCAUCCUUUGCCUUUUCAUUCAUUAUUAUUUCAUUUUGCUCAACUUAUGGCCCAAUGAAUAAGAAUUUUGUGAAUAUUUUUAGGUUAUAUUUAGAUAGUGUCGCUCUUUUGGUUGAGGAGGUUCUCAAGUUUUAUGCUCUGUGUUAUCUAUAUAUAUUACUAAUGUAAUAUGAUU
Abrus precatorius (Indian licorice) is the source of this 1559-nucleotide messenger RNA. Its product is annotated as LRR receptor-like serine/threonine-protein kinase FLS2. The coding region runs from base 126 to 1328 and encodes 400 amino acids. The transcript has a single exon. The record is from RefSeq and is a predicted model, not a curated record. Lineage: Eukaryota; Viridiplantae; Streptophyta; Magnoliopsida; Fabales; Fabaceae. Gene Ontology annotation, molecular function: protein binding.